Messenger RNA from Perca flavescens (yellow perch), 6246 nucleotides. RefSeq names its product period circadian clock 1b (gene per1b). Gene Ontology annotation, molecular function: transcription corepressor binding; transcription cis-regulatory region binding. Gene Ontology annotation, biological process: circadian regulation of gene expression; entrainment of circadian clock by photoperiod; negative regulation of transcription by RNA polymerase II. The record is from RefSeq and is a predicted model, not a curated record. Gene Ontology annotation, cellular component: cytoplasm; nucleus. Bases 713 to 5023 code for a protein of 1436 amino acids. The transcript has 20 exons. NCBI's taxonomy places the organism in Eukaryota, Metazoa, Chordata, Actinopteri, Perciformes, Percidae.
CACAUGCAGACCAUGUACUUUCACGUGUGUCUCUGCGUGUAAACUACUGUUGGGGGUAUGACCAAAAUGUUCUAGUUGUGCGAUUACAGACCGAACAGCAAAGACAGUCGUUAGUACAGUGAUUUCUUUUUUGACUUUGAAGCGCCUCAUCGUGGAAUAUCAAAGCUGUUUUCGUUGAUCGUUUUGAAGCAUAUCUAAGGUAGCACCCAAAGCACCACAUCUCUGAAGAGACAAGAGGACCAGAUACAGAGUGAAGAGAGUGGGUUUGUUUGUUUUUGCUCUCACCCACAAUCUCUCAUCCCGUCUUCUGGAGCACUUGUGCCAAGACUGUUUCAUAAACAGAAAAUCAUCUCUUAUUUGCAUUACUUUGAGUGAAAAUUUUUCCUCAAGAUAAUUGCUGUCUUUUUGGAAAGGCAGCAUUCACAGUUUUUGGUCAUUUGCGAUAUUUUGUUUUUACUGCCAUUUGAAAAUCAGCGCUUUCUGAAAACCUUCAAAGAAGGGCUCACAGCACAAAACUCUUUAAUUGAUCCACUUUUUUUUUUUUUUUUUUGCUGGAGAAGCAAUGAAUUUCUCUCCUUAGUUCUUUAAACUACCAGCCAAUAACCAUGAUUCACCUGUGUAUAAAUAGUAGUCCCACUUAAAUUUAAGUUAUUCCUGUUUUCACCUUGGCUGACAUCUUAAUACAGCUGUUCCAGCCUCAUCCUACUCUAGUAUGAGUUAUGACAACUCAAAAUCAAUGCCCAGCAGCAGCACUCGGGGGCGAGUGGCAAGGGCCGAUAAGAAAGACAAUGAACAGGAAGCAGAGUCAGAAGGGUUAACCUCUCUGAAAACCAGCAGUGGUCAGCCCAGUGCCAGUGUCACCACUCAGGAGCAGGGAAGUGGAAAUGAAUGCGGCUCCAUUGGCAGCGCGUCUCCCAGUGUGGGGUCUGAAGGUUUGUCCCGAGAACGAAGGGGGCCCAACUCCGAUGAUAUGGAUGGACUCUCCAGUGGGAACGACUCUGGUGAGAGGGAAAGCGAGGGCGGGAUAGAGAGAGACAACGGGUCACGUGGGCACCAGUCCAUACGCAGCUCCCACAGCUCUUCAAACGGCAAAGACUCUGGCAUGCUGGAAACCACAGAGAGCAACAAGAGCUCCAACUCCCAGAGUCUCUCACCUCCCAGCAGCUCCCUGGCCUACAGCCUGCUGUCGACCAGCUCGGAGCAUGACCCCCCCUCCACUUCUGGCUGCAGCAGCAACCAGUCGGCGAGGGUCCAGACCCAGAAAGAGCUGAUGAAGGCCAUCAAGGAGCUGAAGCUCCGCCUACCAACGGAGCGCAAGGCCAAGGGCCACGGCAGCACGAUAAAUGCACUAAAAUACGCCCUUCAGUGUGUCAAACAAGUCAGAGCCAACAAGGAGUACUAUCAUCAGUGGAGCGUAGAGGAGUGUCAUGGCUGCAGUCUGGACUUGUCUGCCUUCACAAUUGAGGAGCUUGACAACAUCACAUCAGAAUACACCCUCAAAAACACUGACACUUUCUCCAUGGCCGUGUCAUUCUUGUCAGGGAAGAUCGUUUACGUAUCACCCCAGGGCUCGUCCCUGCUGCGCUGUAAGCCAGAGCGUCUCCAGGGGGCCAUGUUUUCCGAGCUUUUGGCCCCGCAGGACGUCAGCACUUUCUACAGCGGCACAGCACCCUGCCGCCUGCCAAACUGGGCCUCCUGCAUCGGGUUUGCUUCUCCUCCAGUCGAUUGCACUCAGGAGAAGUCCAUGUUCUGUCGAAUCAGUGCCGACCGGGCGCAGGGCGGCGAGUUGCGCUACUACCCCUUUCGCCUCACGCCCUACCAGCUCACCAUCAGAGACUCCGAUGAUGCUGAGCCACAGCCCUGCUGCCUGCUCAUCUCAGAGAGGGUCCACUCCGGAUACGAGGCUCCUCGUAUCCCUGCAGACAAGAGGAUCUUCACCACCAGUCACACUCCCAGCUGCCUCUUCCAGGAAGUUGAUGAGAGGGCAGUGCCACUGUUGGGCUACCUGCCUCAGGACUUGGUGGGAACCCCCACCCUGCUCUACAUCCACCCUGAAGACAGGCCUAUGAUGGUGGCAAUACAUGAGAAAAUCUUUCAGUUUGCCGGGCAGCCGUUCGACUCUUCACCCUUUAGGAUGUGUGCCCGCAGUGGGGAAUAUGUGACCAUCGACACCAGCUGGUCUUCCUUUGUCAACCCCUGGAGCCGGAAGGUGGCAUUCAUCGUAGGGCGCCACAAAGUCAGAACGAGCCCUCUGAAUGAAGACGUGUUUGCGACACCGCAGGGCUGCGACACUCUGACCACCACGCCUGACGUCGUGCAGCUGAGCGAGCAGAUCCACCGGCUCCUGGUGCAGCCGGUGCACAGCGGCAGCUCUCAGGGCUACAGCUCACUCGGGUCCAGUGGCUCCCGAGGCUCCCGCCAUUCACACCGACAGCACCUCAGUGCCGCCUCGUCCAGCGACAGCAACGGCCCCGCCAUGAACAAAGCUGCCGCCGCAGCCCCUUUGCACAAACCUAUGACGUUCCAGCAGAUCUGCAAAAAUGUCCACAUGGUCAAGACUAAUGGGCAGCAGGUUUUCAUCGAGUCCCGUAACCGGCUACCGCCCAGAAAAAUCACCACCUCAGGCCCAGCAAGCAUCAGAGCAUUCAGCAGUGACCCAAUCCGAGGUUUUAUAGCUGACGUGACAAUACCACCCAAAGCUUUGAUCCCUGCACCACUUGUACCAAAGGAGCCCCCGACUGGCUACUCCUACCAGCAGAUCAACUGUCUGGACAGCAUCAUAAGGUACUUGGAUAGCUGUAACAUUCCUAACACGGUUAAAAGGAAGUGUGGCUCCUACACUACCUCGUCCACGUCUGAUGACGACAAACAGCAGGAGGCCAGCAACAACACAGGUGGUUCAGUUAACCUUGUAAGUGAACCACCUCCUCUCCCUCCCCUGACCAUGGCCACAAAGGCAGAGAGUGUAGCCUCAGUCACGUCGCAGUGUAGCUUCAGCAGCACCAUCGUGCAUGUGGGAGACAAGAAGCCUCCUGAGUCAGACAUCAUCAUGGAGGAGGCCCCAACAACUCCCACUCUUGCUCCUCCUACAACUACAUCAACUCCUUCCACCAGCGGUCUGACACCUCCCGCUAACGCAGCAGUCACCUUUUCUCCUCUCCCUCCCCCGCCUCCUCCCCUCCAAGCCACUCAGCCCGAGAGGGAUAGCCGGAGAAGUGGAAGUGUAGGAGGAGGGGGGGGCCGGAUGGGUCUCACAAAGGAGGUGCUGUCCACCCACACCCAGCAGGAGGAGCAGGCAUUCCUUGACCGCUUCAAGGACCUCAGCAAGCUGCAUGUUUUCGAUCAGACGGUAUCUUCGACUCUGCGCUGUCAGACCGCAGCUGCCAACCCUCUGUCACGAGGAGUGCGUUGUUCUCGGGAUUACCCAGCCGCGGGAAGCAGCACCAGUCACAGACGUGGUCGUGGCGGUAAGAGACUCAAGCAGCAGGAGUCAUCGGACCAGCACAGCUCUUUGAACCGGAACGGGAGCCGGUGUGACCCCAGAACCAGCACAGCUCCCAUGCCCCUCAACAUGCCUAUCAGACCCCCAACAAACUCCUCCUCCUGGCCAUCUGUAGGCUCCCAGGCCAGCAUUCCCGCCGCCCCUUUUGCUCCGGGUAUGCUUCCGAUCUACCCAGUUUACCCGCCGCUCGCACAGCCCUUACCCGUCCCAGAUCCAUCACGUUUCCCACCUACCCAGAUGGUACCUCCAAUGAUGGCCCUGGUUCUGCCCAACUACAUGUUCCCCCAAAUGGGAGCAGCCAUCCCUCAUCCAGGCCCCACCCCCGGACACUUCUACAAUCCUAACUUCACAGAAGGAUACACUGUCACCCCAGCAGCUGUCCCCAACACCGUACCCAUUCCGGCCACCUGCGCCCCUUCUCGUAGCAGCACCCCCCAGUCCUACAGCCAGACACCUGCUGACCGUGAGGGUGCAGAGUCCCCCCUCUUCCAGUCCCGAUGCUCCUCACCUCUCAACCUGUUGCAGCUGGAGGAAUCCCCAAGCAACCGCUUAGAGGUGGCCACGGCCCUGGCAGCAUCACAGCAAGCCACGCCUUCUGUGCAGGGCAGUGCGGCUGCGGGACAGAGCUCAGCCAAUCAGAGGAGCUCUGAUGAUACCUCCAAGGAGAAUGAGAACGGUGAAGCUAACGAGUCCAACAAUGAUGCCAUGUCCACCUCCAGCGACCUGCUGGAUAUGUUGCUGCAGGAAGACUCCCGCUCAGGCACCGGCUCAGCCGCCUCUGGGUCAGGGUCCUCUGGCACGAGGUCCUCUGGUUCCGGCUCCGGCUCCAAUGGUUGUAGCUCCUCUGGCACCAGCGGCAUGAGCAGCAGCCAGGGCAGCCACACCAGCAAGUACUUUGGCAGUAUCGACUCAUCAGAGAACGAUCGUUCCCGCAAACAGCCAGCAGGGGGCAGCAGUAGUGCUGGAGGGGAUGGUGGGGAGGAGCAGUUUAUCAAGUGUGUCCUGCAGGACCCCAUCUGGCUGCUAAUGGCCAACACUGAUGACAAAGUCAUGAUGACCUAUCAGCUGCCUGUCAGAGACAUGGAGACUUUGCUGCGAGAAGACCGCGAGGCCUUGAGGAGCAUGCAGAAACACCAGCCACGCUUCACCGAGGACCAGAAGAGGGAGCUGAGCCAGGUGCACCCCUGGAUCCGCACGGGACGCCUGCCCCAAGCCAUCAACAUCUCCGGCUGUGCGGGCUGCAAGUCUCCCCCCUCCGUGCCUCCAGCCACUCCAUUCGAUGUGGAGAUCCACGACAUUGAGCUGUGCAGUGUGCUGAAAGCUCAGGAAGAGGGCGCCAGAAAGGACGAUAAAAAUCUGACCGAGACAGCCAUGGAUGAAACUCAGCCUGAAGAUGAUGAUGAUGAUGACGUCAAAGAAGAGAAAAGAACCAAACCACAAGACAGCAACCACGACAUGACAGCAGCAGAGCCAAGAGCGGCCUCAGAAGAUGUGAAAGAGAAGACUCACAUGACCCACUGAGUAGUUGGCCAAAGAUAAAGAACGUUUCUACGCUGAUAUUCAGAACAUGCGCACCUUCCAAGACCUCCUGUGCCAAAAAAACAUUACACAGGGUUUAAAGUUGUUAAAAUGGGAUUUGCCGGGACAUUAAAAAGAUGCAUAUUUAUCACGACAGCUUUGACGGGUCAGACGGGACACUUCACGAAGUCUGACUUUGAUGACAGCACGCCAGGCGUGGUGUAUGGCUGCGCAUUCAAUGCCUUGGAAAGCACAGGACACGCACACUCUGUUUUUAUAGAAGGAAUUAGUACGUCAAUGUCCUUGUUCUUGUAGUUCUCGGCAUAUUUAUUGAAGUUGUAAGAUAAUCAGAGAGGACUAAGGUGAAUGUGUUACAAAAAGGCGCCUUUACCUAAAGAUGGAUGUGCUUCACCACAGUGUCCUCCUUCAAGUUUCCCCUCCUGUUCAGGGUUCAGCUUACGAGGAAAAGAAGGGAGCUUAUGUGGGACUUUUCUCCUUGUGGAAUGUUGUCUGGGAUCAACUCGAUCCUGUUUCUCCCAAUUACUACAUUUUUGUUUUGUUUUGUUUUUUUUAUGUAAAAGGUUUGCCCGGAUUUAAAAAAUAAAAAUCUUUCACCCUAUAGACAAAAUGUACAGUUAGAAUCAUGUUAUUUUGUAAACAAUGUUAUAUUUUUUUACACAUGCAUCCACUGCAAACCAAGAGGAUAAAUUCCCCAAAGAGUGUCUACUGUCUACUGAAAAAUCCAGGAUUAAAAUCUUGUCCGCUAUGAAAGAAAAAACAAUCUGUUCACUGUCUUUUAAAGAAAGAUGGUGAUUCUCGUGACUUGAGGGUUGUACAGUUAAUCGUGGGGCAACGUGGCAAUCACCAGGAGACUAACAUGGACUUACAAGGUUUCUCCUUGGCCGGGUAUUAGUUUGUGCAUUGGUGUGGGCUCCCCACAGUGAAAAAAUGGACAAUGAUUCUCAGAAAUCACUGACAGUAGUUCCCAAACCUUCAGCGGAGGGAGAGGUCUUGUGUUUGCCUCUGUGGUAAGUGGAUUUAAACGAAGUGGACCUCUAAAAAGUCUAAAAGUGUUUACUCUCUUUUAUGCUCUGUCCCUUUCACUAUUCCUCUGUGGCACUGUUCUGGUCAUGUGAUAUCUUUUGCUUUAUGGUGUCAGUUUAUAAAUAUUUUUGUGAAAUUCUUUGUACGACAAAAUACAAUAAAAAUGACUUUAAUCAUUUAAA